AUGGAAAAUACUAGCGGUCACUAUAAUAAAAAGGAAAAUGAAUUAAGUAAAUGUGAAGAUCAUUCAAUUGGUAAUGAUUGUGCUGUACGAGAAGCAAGUGAUGUGAUAUUAUUGGUGUCGGAUGGUUCAAAAAUUGGCAAAUACAAUCUGACAUUAUGGUAUUUGAAGCAUAUUAACAGCACAGUUGCAAUCGAACCAUCAAACAAAGAUGAGAAGGAAAUAAAGAUUGUGAAAAUCAGCGCCCAAGAUGGUGGUGAAGUGCGCGAUGAUGAGCAGUUAUUGGUAACAAGUAAUACACUGAUAUCAUAUGUUGUCCGAAGUUAUUCUUUUGUUUUCGUCAUUGAUAUCAGUCCUUCUACUUUCGUUGUGGAUGGAACAGCAAGUUAUAUGCCGCAUUCAAAAAUUAUCAAUCGAUUACGACAGUGCCUAAAAGGACUUCUUGCGGAAGGAAAUUUUCUACCAGCGAACAAAUUUUCGCCCGAAAUAUACAUUACGAUUUGUUUCUACAGUCCAUUUAUUGCUUUUGAUGAGGAUAGAGUUAUUCUGCAAGGUUGUUUACUUACGAAGAAGAAUAUCGAUUCUAUUCUACAUUAUGUCCAAGAACGAUUUGCAUUGUUUUCUAAUAGACUAUGUUGGACGAUGCAGCCACAUUUGAGGAAGUGGAAUCAAGAGCGAAAGAAGUUGCGGCAGACAGUUGGAGAUCUUCUGCCGGAAAAUUUUUUUCGGCAACAGUCUCACGCAACGGAUGGAUUCAAGGAUUCAGUGCUGACUGCACAGAUGACUUUUCGAGCUGGCCCUGCUGAUGAAGGAUUCAUUAAUUCUGAAUGGUCAUUAAUGUUCAUGUUACGAGUUGGUCUCAUCAGUUUCCAGUUACUACCAGACACUUCUCAGCCCAACAUAGUAUUGAUUACGGAUGCAGUGUGUAAUGUGACGGAUAUACAUGCUUUACAAAAACUAAUGAUCCAACUACGAAAUUGCUCUAUCGCUUGUUCAUUUAUACAGAUUCAAGAAGAUAACAAUACAGAUACUGUAUUUGGACAUUUUUCAUCACCCGAAUUUUUUACUUUUCUUGCGAGAGGAACAUCAGGUGUCUACAUACCAGACGAAUAUCAAGUCACCACGGAUAGUGCUUGUGAUCUGAUUGAAAAUCGACCAUUUUUAUGCAAAAAUCUUCAGCUCUUGGAUACAGCAAAUGAUUAUAUUAAGAAUUUAAUUCAUCACAUUAAUCCUGAGUUCGUUGAACCGUACACAUGUGGUGUUGUUCGCCGAGUGCAUUACAGUAUGGAAUAUGAAUCAUGUUUGGAGUAUUUCUUACGUUUGCGGCUUUAUGAGGGUUUUAUAUUGCGUGAUUUGAAAAUAUUAAAAAAAGAAGAACGAUCGAUAUUAGUGGAACUUAGUUUAUUUUGGAAGCCACAAGUGACAAUUAGCUACAAAAUUUGUGCUGUCUACGGUGAACAUACAAAAAGGGCAAAGUUAAAAAUAACGGUGAUAUGUGAAGCACAAUACGGCAUGAUACGAGAUUUGUUGUCCGAUCGUUGUUGUAUAAAUACAACAAAGCAAACUUUUUCUGAUGCAUAUCGAAAUACAAUUUUCGAAUUGCUUGAAAGGGAUCGUAUGUUACUUCACGUUCAUUCAUUCAACUCCUUGCCAGAUCUUUUUCAUCUUCCGCCCGAAGUUUUAAAAGAAAAGUCUCUCUUCCGCUAUGUUAUGAAGGAAAACAAAGCCGUAUUGACAGUAAGUACCAGAGAAUUGGAAACUUUAUGUUUGCAAAAUGUCGCCGCAGCAAAUUUUGUCGAAUUUUGGCGGAUUAUAAGUGAAUUUGAAGAGAGACAUUGGCAAAGUUGGUCACAAAUAUACACUUUUCGUAUAAUUCUUACGCAUGAUCAUCCGUUACCUCCACGAUUAUUCCUUUUCGAAGAGCCGAGUAUAAAAGUUACAUCGCAGCUUGCAUUAACUGUAUUUUAUGAUGUGCUCGCGCAAAUGGCUACAUUUUCACUUGUUCAUGGACAAACUUAUGUAAAAUUUGUUGAAGGUGAUGAUGGUGGCGAUACUCCGAAAUCAUUUUAUAUUGUAAAACUAAGUUUGGAGACUCAGUUAGCCAUAAUUAAAAUAGUAUUCCUUGAUGGCAUCACGACUGCGUUUAGAGACCAGGUGAUCAGAGAAUUCCGAGAAAAAUUCAGUUCAUUAUCUAUUGAACAGAGUUGCUUUUUUACUAAAAUGCUUGAGUUUGCUGAUGUUGGAGACGACUGUGUCACAGUUGCUGAAACAAUGCGAUUGCCGGCACUGACUGUUAUUAAUCGUCCAUUGGAAAUUAUGCUUGCACGCUAUAAGAAAAUUCCACUUGCAUUAAAUCGAAUUAUACGAUUGGAAAAAACCGAUGGAACAAAUCGUAACUUGAUACUGCACAAUUCACUUGCCAAAUAUUUUUGUUGCAGACGUUAUAUUUGGUAUUUGAAGAAAGCAUUUCCGUUAUCGUCAGCUGUGAGUUGCACUUAUGCAGAUUAUAUUCUUCAUACUAUUCUGCAGAGACGUCUGAAUGAAGGAUUUCAUAUAGUAUAUGGCGAUAAUGGGAUAGUUAAUCUUGUCAAACAUAUCGAUAGUAUGGAACAACAGCUGCACUGUGGGCCAGCUUUGCUUCAAUAUAUCAUCUUUCCACCAACAGCUAUUCGACCAAUGCGGAUUAUGAAAGAACAUUUAGAAAAAGAGCCACCUUUAUCAAAAAUCAGAUUACGUGGAGCUGAAGCAAAGAAAUCAGUUCUAAGUGAGAAUUCCACAUUGAAAGGUGAUCUGGAUUUACAGUUAAUGACGGAAAUGUGGUCAGAAUCACUUAGCGUCAUUGAUCCGCAGUAUGUUACAUGGAAUGGAACUAUUCAGCAACAAGCAGAGCUAAUGCUUUUAUCACGAUACUGCCAGAUCUAUCCUUUGGCUGACAUCGGCUUAUUUGAUUGA
Molecule: messenger RNA, 2949 nt
Organism: Acanthocheilonema viteae
Lineage: Eukaryota; Metazoa; Nematoda; Chromadorea; Rhabditida; Onchocercidae
Source: the annotation of a GenBank genome assembly